Trypanosoma theileri is the source of this 378-nucleotide messenger RNA. RefSeq names its product peptidyl-prolyl cis-trans isomerase NIMA-interacting 4. Gene Ontology annotation, biological process: rRNA processing. The record is from RefSeq and is a predicted model, not a curated record. Lineage: Eukaryota; Euglenozoa; Kinetoplastea; Trypanosomatida; Trypanosomatidae. The transcript has a single exon. Gene Ontology annotation, molecular function: DNA binding; peptidyl-prolyl cis-trans isomerase activity. Bases 1 to 378 code for a protein of 125 amino acids.
AUGGGAAAAGAUAAAGCCAAGGCCCCCAAAAAGGGUGAUGCUGGUGGUAGUAGCGGCAACAGUGGAAAAAAAACAAAAGACACAUCUGGUGGCUCUGGCUACACGAAAGUAAAAGUACGCCAUAUUCUCUGUGAAAAACACGGCCGCGCGAUGGAGGCAUUAACAAAAAUCAACGAAGGGGCGAAUUUCGCCGAUGUGGCGCGGGAGUACAGUGAAGAUAAGGCCCGCAGCGGUGGAGAUCUCGGCUGGAAAAUGCGGGGAGAAAUGGUGGGGCCCUUUCAGGAGGCCGCGUUUGCAUUGCCAAAGGGUGGAAUGACACCGGAGCCGGUGAAAACGCAGUUUGGAUAUCACAUUAUUCUCGUUGAGGAUAAACAGUGA